AAAAGUGUACUCCAUUAAAAAGCUUAAUUAUUUCCCUUCAUUCUUCAUUCACCAAUGUCAUCCUCCAACCCCGGCUCCCCUUCCGCCACCGCCACCUCAUCCUCAUCGGCAUCAUCAUUCUCUUCCAAAGCUCAUUCAUGUAUCCAAGCCCUUUCUUCCAUCCUCUCCACCGUCCCUUCCUCCGUCUCUUCUUCCUCUUCCCUCCUUCACGACCCUACCGUUUCUUCCCAAAUCUCCACCCUCCUCCGUGACCCAGACUCCGGUUCCGGCGACAACAACCUCUGUCGUUGGCUUUACGACACUUUCCAUUCCCCUGACCCUGAACUAAAGCUCGUCGUCCUCCGUUUUGUCCCCAUAAUAGCCGGCAUUUACCUCUCCCGUAUCGCUUUACGUAAAUCCCUCGCCGGUUUCGAAGCCAUUUUAUUAGCUCUUUACGCCCACGAAACCACCGCACGCGACGGUCAACCGAUAAGCGUCAACGUCCCUGAUUUAACCCAACCCAGUAUUUACCAUGAAGCUAAAUCAUCAGCAAAAAGCCAAGCAACUGAAUUAAACCUAGCUGUCAUCUCACCAACAUUAGAACCCCAUGGCACCAUGAGAUCAUCAAGAAGAGCAAGAAUCGUCGGUGUAGCCUUAGAGUUAUAUUACAGUAAAAUAUCUCAAAUGCCAGUGAGUUCAAAGCUCGAGUUUUGUGAGUUUUGUGAUAUUUGGGCUACAGGGAUUCAAAACAAACCAUCUUCAUCUUCAUCAUCAAAACAAAAGACAAUACUAUUGCCAUGGGAAUUAUUACAACCAAGUUUAAGGAUAUUAGGACAUUGUUUACUGGGUGCACAUAAAAGUAAAAAACUGUAUGAAGCUGCUUCAAUGGCGACCAAGAGUUUAUAUGAGAGAUCGUUGCGUGAUAUUGAUGCUAAAGCUAUUUUAGCAACCAGCAGUCUUCUUCGACUUGAAAAAAUGGCUUUGGAUCCUAAACUUAACGUUGAUCAUACUGAAAUUGAUACGUCUUUGGCUUUGUAAAUAUUUCAUAUGUACACAUUAUUUUUGUAAUGUUUUUAUUGUGUUUACCAAAAUUGAUAAAUUAGUCUUUUUCAAGUUAUUAAAUUUCGUAUUUGACGAAAAGAACUGAAGUUACUGAGAUUAAACCAUGGAUUUGCAUGCAUGGCAUUAGUUUGAAAUUA
Messenger RNA from Gossypium arboreum, 1178 nucleotides. RefSeq lists its product as uncharacterized. The record is from RefSeq and is a predicted model, not a curated record. Gene Ontology annotation, biological process: protein localization to plasma membrane; phosphatidylinositol phosphate biosynthetic process. Gene Ontology annotation, cellular component: plasma membrane. Lineage: Eukaryota; Viridiplantae; Streptophyta; Magnoliopsida; Malvales; Malvaceae. The coding region runs from base 55 to 1017 and encodes 320 amino acids. The transcript has a single exon.